GCCGCGCUGGGCAUGCUCAGUCGGCAGGGCCGCUUCAGCUCUUGGAGUAGGAAGCUUGGGCUCUCCGGCCGAAAGGAGCCGCGGCGGGGGGAAAAUGGAGCCCUUCACGGAUGAUCGGCUUCCGCUCCCCAGGAAUAUGAUUGAAAACAGCAUGUUUGAGGAAGAACCAGAUGUGGUGGAUUUAGCCAAAGAACCUUGUUUACAUCCUCUAGAGCCUGAUGAGGUGGAAUAUGAGCCCCGGGGUUCGCGACUGUUGGUGCGGGGUCUUGGUGAGCAUGAGAUUGAUGAGGACGAAGAGGAUUAUGAGUCGUCCGCAAAGCUGCUGGGCAUGUCCUUCAUGAACAGGAGCUCGGGCCUUCGAAACAGUGCAGCUGGCUACAGGCAGAGCUCAGAUGGGACUUGUUCAGUACCCUCUGCGAGGACCAUGGUGGUCUGUGCUUUUGUCAUUGUGGUUGCUGUUUCUGUAAUCAUGGUGAUUUAUCUACUGCCCAGAUGUACCUUUACCAAAGAAGGCUGCCAUAAAAAAAACCAAUCAAUGGGAUUAAUUCAACCAAUUGCAACUAAUGGGAAGUUGUUUCCAUGGGCACAAAUCAGGCUUCCCACUGCCAUUAUGCCAGUACGCUAUGAACUUAACCUACACCCAAACCUAACCUCGAUGACAUUCAGGGGCUCUGUGACGAUUUCAUUUCAGGCUCUUCAGGCCACAUGGAACAUAGUUCUUCACAGCACAGGCCAUAAUAUUUCAAGAGUGACCUUUAUGUCAGCAGUUUCAAGCCAAGAAAAACAAGUUGAUGUCCUGGAAUAUCCAUUUCAUGAACAAAUCGCCAUUGUUGCCCCCGAGGCCCUUCUUGAAGGGCACAAUUAUACCUUGAAGAUAGAGUAUUCGGCAAAUAUAUCUCGUUCUUACUAUGGGUUUUAUGGCAUCUCCUACACAGAUGAAAGUAAUGAGAAAAAGUACUUUGCAGCAACUCAGUUUGAACCCUUGGCAGCAAGAUCUGCUUUUCCUUGUUUUGAUGAGCCAGCAUUUAAAGCCAUAUUUAUCAUCAGGAUCAUAAGAGAUGAGCAAUACACUGCUUUAUCAAAUAUGCCUAAGAAGUCAUCAGUCAUUAUGGAAGAUGGACUUGUUCAGGAUGAAUUCUCUGAGAGUGUGAAGAUGAGCACUUACCUGGUUGCUUUCAUUGUGGGGGAGUUGAAGAAUCUGAGUCAGGACAUAAAUGGAACCCUGGUUUCUAUAUAUGCUGUCCCAGAAAAGAUUGGUCAAGUUCACCAUGCCUUGGAAACAACUGUGAAGCUUCUUGAGUUUUAUCAAAACUACUUUGAAAUUCAAUACCCACUAAAGAAAUUGGAUUUGGUGGCUAUUCCUGACUUUGAAGCAGGAGCAAUGGAAAAUUGGGGUUUGCUCACCUUCCGAGAAGAGACACUUCUGUAUGAUAAUAAUACUUCUUCAGUGGUGGAUAAAAAACUGGUUACUAAAGUCAUCGCUCAUGAGCUGGCCCAUCAGUGGUUUGGUAAUCUGGUAACAAUGCAGUGGUGGAACGAUGUAUGGCUAAAUGAAGGUUUUGCUACUUUCAUGGAGUAUUUCUCUUUGGAAAAAAUAUUCGGAGAGCUCUCCAGUUAUGAAGAUUUCUUAGAUGCUCGAUUUAAAACCCUGAAGAAAGAUUCCUUGAAUUCAUCUCAUCCAAUAUCAUCAUUAUCUGUUCAGUCUUCAGAACAGAUUGAAGAAAUGUUUGAUUCUCUUUCCUAUUUUAAGGGAGCUUCUCUGUUGUUGAUGCUGAAAACUUACCUUAGUGAAGAUGUAUUUCAACAUGCUAUUGUCCUUUACCUGCAUAAUCAUAGCUAUGCAUCCAUUCACAGUGAUGAUCUGUGGGAUAGUUUUAAUGAGGUCUCAAACAAAACCCUAGACGUAAGGAAAAUGAUGAAAACCUGGACCCUGCAGAAAGGAUUUCCUUUAGUGACUGUUCAAAGAAAAGGAAAGGAACUUCUGGUGCAACAAGAAAGAUUUUCUUUAAAUACGAAGCCUGAAAUUCAGCCUUCAGAUGCAAGCUCUCUGUGGCAUAUUCCACUAUCCUAUGUCACUGAUGAAGGAAAUUAUUCAAAGUAUCGAUCAGUAUCAUUACUGGACAAGAAAUCAGUUGUCAUCAAUCUCACAGAAGAAGUGAAGUGGAUCAAGGUCAAUACAGACAUGACUGGCUAUUAUAUUGUACAUUAUGCAGACAACAACUGGGAAGCACUGAUCAAACAGUUGAAAAUAAAUCCUUAUGUCCUGAGUGACAAAGAUCGAGCCAACCUCAUCAACAACAUCUUUGAACUUGCAGGCCUAGGCAAGGUGCCUCUUCAGAGAGCUUUUGAUUUGAUUGAUUAUCUUAGAAAUGAGACCUCUACUGCACCCAUCACGGAAGCCCUGUUCCAGACGGAACUCAUCUAUAACCUUGAAGAACUGGGGCACAUGGAUCUGGCCUCAAGACUGGUGAACAAGGUAUUUAAAUUGCUUCAAAGCCAAAUCCAGCAGCAGACGUGGACGGAUGAGGGCAGCCCAUCUGUUCGGGAGCUGCGCUCAGCCUUGCUAGACUUCGCUUGCACCCACCGCCUGGAGAACUGCAGCACCGCCGCCAUGAAGCUGUUUAACGACUGGGUGGCAUCCAAUGGAACUCAGAGCCUACCCGCUGAUGUCAUGACGACUGUGUUCAAGGUUGGAGCGAAAACUGAGAAAGGCUGGUCAUUCCUCUUCAGCAAAUAUGUCUCUAUAGGCUCUGAAGCAGAGAAGAAUAAAAUACUUGAAGCUCUUGCCAGCUCAGAGGAUGCACGGAAACUUUACUGGUUAAUGAAAAGUAGCCUCAAUGGAGAUACCAUCCGAACACAAAAGCUGUCGUUUAUCAUUAGAACAGUGGGCCGGCAUUUUCCUGGACACUUACUGGCGUGGGAUUUUGUCAAAGAGAACUGGAGUAAGCUUGUACAGAAGUUCCAUCUGGGGUCCUAUACCAUACAAAGUAUUGUUGCUGGAUCAACUCACCUGUUUUCAACAAAGGCACAUUUAUCUGAGGUCCAGGCUUUCUUUGAAAAUCAGUCAGAGGCAACCUUUCGACUUCGCUGUGUCCAGGAGGCUUUGGAAGUCAUUCAGCUGAACAUCCAGUGGGUGGAAAAGAACCUUGAAACUCUGACGUUUUGGCUGUAGCAUGCAUACCUGCACCUCAUUCGGUCACCCAUUCAGACAGCUUGUUAACUUGGGCUCUGCUGCUUUUGCAAAAGCCAAGGUGAAACCAGGAUCGCUGCUGAGUUGUGUGCACUCUUAGGAGUUCUAGUUUGCUCAGGGCCCGUCUGUAUUUUUCAUCUGUCUUUUCUAAAAUGUCCUUGGGCAGUGUGUAGUUAUUACCAAAUUAUAUUCACCUACAUGCCAACCAUCUACAAAAACAAUGGGUAAUUUUCUACUCUGAAGAUAUUCAAAUGGAGAAAAAAUAUCUGUUUUGGAAUUCUGUUCUAUCUCUCAGUAUCUGGAAAGUGCUGACACCGUGAAAUAAGGAAAGAGCUACCAUGGGAGCCACCAUCUUUGCAGGCUGCUGGUUUAUUAGCCACUUGUUGCUUCUUGUUGAACGAUGUUAUUUGAAUGUGGUUCAAAGUUAGCUUCAAAACGUAUGGUAAUGAAGUUGACGAAGCAUGCAACCAUAGAGAACUGACCUCAAGUGUGCAGAUCUACUUUGACUGGCAGUUUUGAAUAAUCCUUUAUUUUCUGGAAGAAGUUUAUAACUAUUAUAUUUUUUUCUGAAGAAUAGCCAGGUGCUAUAGAAUUUUUAAUUUUUUGUUGUAUUGUAAAGCUAAAUAACAAGGCCAAAAGAUUAAAUUUUCCAAAUAUUUAACACUUCCUUUUUCAUCUUUCAGGAAAAUAUUUCAAACCGAGUUAACGUUAAUUAUAAUUAUUUUACUUAUGAAUUCCAGUGUUCUCCAAACCUCUGUACACCUUUAUCACUCCCUGCCAUAGAUACACCUUAUGUUAUAAAUAAGUAUUUCUACAUUUAUGGCAAGCAUUUUUUUAAUACUGGUGUCUCUUAUCAUGACUUUAUUACUAAGAAUACAGUUUGUUUAAGUUGCUUUUUGGCAUAAUAGAUCAUAGACACUUUCUCUGAAUCAUACCCGUUGGGUGGAUUUUCAUUUUAUAUGAUAGAGUUGCAUAUUAGAAGCAUAUUUUAAAAUAGGGCCUUUGAGAAAUUGAACAUUUUUAUUUAAAGUUCACCACAGUACCUUAAAGGAAUAAAGAGAAUGUGGGUAGGAUUAACUUGAUUUAGGUUUAAUAUGGUGGGCUUUGAAUUUUUUCUACUGUCAGAAACAGUACUUUUCUUUAGUUGAAAAAUCAAAGUUUUCUUUUGUAAUGGCCAAACUAACAGAUUAUAAGGAAUGGCCAUGGAAAGAAAGAAAGAAGGGAAGAAGAAAGAGAGAGAGGAAAGUAUCCAAAACUGUAUGGCAAUCUUACUCCUUCUAAAGGAGGAAUACUGUACUUGAAUUUUUUGAGCUAUGCAGACUUAUACCUAGAUUGUUGUGUUUCUUUGAUUCUUAGGAGAAAAGCUUUCUUCGUAAUAAUUCUUGUACUUUAUAUUUUGCUUGAAAACAUCUACAUAUAUAAAGAGGAUAUUUACCCAUUUUUCACCUAAGAUUUUCCCAUGGAAUUCCAUACUUCUUAAUGUUAUGAUAUCCCAUCUGUAUGGGGCUUCCAAAAACUAACUCUAAGUAAGGAAUAUAAGGUUAAAUAAUAGGUAGAACAUGUAGCAUAAUAAGUAUUAUUGGAGCUUUUGAAGUUUUUUUCCCCCAGAAUUUUAUCUUACCACUGUAUUUCUGAGAACUCAAAUAGAUUGAAGCACAGCAGGAUAGGAUUCUAUUUUACAUGAGCACAUAGAUCCAUGACACAAUUAAGUACUGUUUGACAAGUGUUAUAUUCAUUGCAGAGAGACGGUCUACUUGAGUUAAUAAAAAGGCACAUCAUACUAGUAAUCUAGGUUACUAGGUUACUCGUAUGAUGUGCCUUCUUACUGUAGAAGAAAAAAAUGUAUGCUUUGGAGAUCUGAAAGGCUGUGAAAGUAGAAAUCUAAGGAGUCCAGUUUGUUUCUAUCUAAUCACUUGUUAAUACCAAGUGAUUAGACGUAAUUAAACUGAAGUAGUGUCAGCUGCCACCAUAAGUUUGUGCCUUCCUCCAUCUUGUUUUAUAUAAAUCUCUUUAAGUGAAAUUGUGUUGUUUGCCAUUGUUUGGGUGUUCAUGAACUUUCUUACUAUCACUGGUUCUACUUAACGCUAAUGUCCUUUGCCUUUCGUGUUUUCAUUUUACUGUCCUUUAGCCACUGUAGGAACAGAGAGCUGUCAGAAGAGUUCUGGGUAUAUAGAGGAUAUUGAGCCGCAUCAGUCUUACUGGGUACAGAACAGAAUCCUUUCUGAAUAUUGGAAAGAAAGAAAUGAAAGUUAAGUGAUGAGUUCGUUGGAUUACGGAUAGCCUGUUAAUUGAGUUGGAUUUUAAAAGAGUCUACUCCAUCUAAAGCACCUGGAAUAAUCUGCAGUCAGAUUGCUGAACGUUCACAUAGUCCCCAUGUAUUUCAUGGGGCUGCAGGGAAGGUGUAUGCAUCUCAGGAGAUGUGUCAUCAGCAGGAACAGCAGUUCCUGGGCUGAGUUUGCAAAACAAGACCUGAAUUUCGUAGGUAUGAUGUAGCUCUUCUUCUCCCUUUUGCCUUUAUUUUUUUUUUAAUUGGAAUUAACUCUCUUUUUAAAGAGCUUUCUUCCUCCUUCUGCCCUCACACCCCCAUUUGUACUUUAAAAAGCUUAUGUCAAUAUAUAUAUAUAUAUAUAUAUAUAUAUAUAUAUUUUUUUUUUUUUUUUGCUGGGUUUUACUUUCUUUGAUUUUGUGCUUCAUUCUCCACAUUGGCAAGUAAGUACCAAAUGAAAAGUGGAAGUCCAAAAGUAUGAUAAACCUCCUCUUCUCCCUUUCCCUUAUGGCCUGCAUGGGCAAUAGCUUAUAGAAUAGUUGAUUGAUUUCUUUGAGUGGCUCUUUGGGGGUAUAUACUUUUUAAAUGUAUGUAUGUGUUUUGAAAUGUUUUUAUAUUCUUUCAUUUUAAUAUAGUUUGUCCUGUUGGAAAGUAAAAUAUUGUCCUGUGAAAAUCUCUUCUACCUGUCCUAUUUUUCCUGUAUGGACAACAGCUACAGAGUAGUUACCUGAUUUCCCUUUUUGGAAGGAGAUGGUAAUAGUGGGAGAAGAGCAGAGUAUGUUCUUUUUAAAAUGUGUACAAAUGAGUUUGCUGCUAUUUUGUGGGUGUUGUUUGAUCUUGUAUUUCCUUCAUCCUUCUCAUGGAUAAGUAGAUAUCUAAUGAACUGUGAAGGUCCAAAACUAUGACAAAUGUCCCAUUUUCCCCUCUUAUUGCCUGUGUGGACAUACUAACAGAGUAGUUGUAGUUUCCGUUGUUUUGAUCUAAUCUGUUCUUGAGGGCAGGGAGAGGGGAGGGUUGUAUAUUCUUCUUUCAAGUGUACGUAAAUGUUAUGCUACUUUUUAUUUUUAUUUUUUUUUAAUUUAUUUUAUUUAUUUAUUUUUGGCUGCGUUGGGUCUUCAUUGCUGCACGCGGGCUUUCUCUAGCUGCGGCGAGCGGGGGCUACUCUUCAUUGCAGUGCGCGGGCUUCUCAUUGCGGUGGCUUCUCUUGUUGCUGAGCACAGGCUCUAGGCGCGCGGGCUUCAGUAGUUGCAGCACACAGGCUCAGUAGUUGUGGCACGUGGGCUCAGUAGUUGUGGCUCACAGGCUCUACAGCACAGGCUCAGGAGUUGUGGCGCACGGGCUUAGCUGCUCCGCGGCAUGUGGGAUCUUCCCGGACCAGGGCUCGAACCCGUGUCCCCGGCAUCAGCAGGCAGAUCCUUAACCACUGUGCCACCGGGGAAGCCCUAUGCUACUUUUUAAUAUUUCAUUUUUAUAUGUGUUCCUUUGCAUGAAUGCGUAUAUACUUAAUGAAAACUGAGGUUCAGAGUAUGACAAAUCUCUUUUCCCUUUUCCUUAUUGCCUCCUUGGGCCAUAGAUAGAAUAGUAGUUUUUGUUUUGUGGGGUGGGAGAGAGUGGGGUAUGUACUUAAUGUAUAUAAAUAAAUCUACUACUUUGUAUUAUAACUAAUUCAUUUCGUACUACGUCCUUCUCACAGGACAUGAAAGUACCUAAUGAGACGUGGAGGUCCACAUGUUUGACAGUCUCCUCUUGUCCCCUUCCCUUGUUGCUCACGUGGGCAGUGGCUAGUAGUUGAUUAGUUUCAGAGGCUCUUUUGUGGGUAUUGGGGUAAAUACUUUUUAAAUAUAGAUUCAUGUUUUUACUUCCUUAUUAUAGUAUUUCAUUGGGUACCCAGUCCUUCACUUGGACCCGUAGGUUGCUAAUGAACCACAGAGUUCUGGAUCUAUAGCAGUCUUCUCCCUUUCCCUUUUUAUCUGUGUAGGCAAUAAUUUUAAAGUAGUUUGGGCUUUUUGAAGUUUUGGGGGGCGGGAAGGGACUAAGGGCAAGAUAAAUACUUUUGAAAAUUGUAUAUAUACAGUGCUAGUUACAUACUGUGUUAUUCCAUUUUGUACCUGUCCCUUGCUUGGACGUGCAGGUACCUAACGAGACGUGGAGGUCCGGAUGUAUGAAAAUCUCCCCUCUUCCCCUUUCCUUGUUGCCUCUGUGGGCAAUAGUUUUAGAGUAGUCUAGAUUAUUAUUUCUACCUCUAUCACUCCCUCUCCUGGGAGCGUAGGGAUAUGUACUUUUUAAAAUGUAUAUAAAUGGUUUUUGCUCCUUUUUUCUGUUACUUCAUUUUGUACCUAAACCUUUCCAUGGAUACUUAGGCACAUGAUGAAAAUUAAGGUUCAUUCUAUGAAAAAAAUCUCCUCCCCUUCCCUUGUUGCCUGUCUAGGCAAUGACUAGUAGCAUAGUUGUUUGGAGUUUUGUGUUUCUUUUUUUUUGGCAAGGUAGUGGGGGAUUUCUGGGUUUGCUUUUUUUUUUUUUUAGUGUACAUAAAUGUUUGCUGCGUUUUUUUGUUCUUUCACUUCAAACCUAGUGUUUUGUUUGGACUUGUAAAUAUCAAAUGUAAUGCAGAGGCCCAGAUCCAGAGAUGUAAUAAAUCUUUUCCCCCUUCCCCUAUAGCCUGUGUAUACCUGCAGUAGUAUGAAUACUUGAGGAUUUGGUUUUCUGUUCUUUGUUUUGAGGUUUUUAAUGGGGAAUGAGCUUGUUGGGCAAGAUAUGUAAAUUUUUAAAUGUAUAUAAAUGUUGCUGCCUCUUUUGGUGUUUCAUUUGGAAUCCAGGUUUUUGCAUAACUAUUUAGGAACUUAAUGAAAGUUGAGAUUGAUUCUAUGGAAAAAUCUCCCUGCUCCCCUUCCCUCAUUGCCUGGUGGGCAAUGGUAGAAGAAUAGAUGUUUGGCUUCUGUUUUUGGAGAGGCAGGGAUGGGAGAGGUCUGAGUGUGUGUGUGUGUGAAAGUACACACUUUUUUAAUAUAUACAAAUGUUUGCUACAUUUUAUGUGUUAUUUCACUUAGUACCCAGUCCUUUGCUGGGAUCUAUAGGUACAUAAUGAAACAUGGAGGUCCAGAUGUAUGAUAAAUCUCCUCUACUCCCUUCCCUCACUGCCGACAUGGGCAAUAGUUUAACAGUUUGGGGUUCUUUUUGGUUUUUCUUGGUUUUUUUUUUUAAGAGGGAGGAAUUAUUGGGUUGAGUAGUAGUCAGUGGGAAAGGACAGGGUAUGAACUUUAAAAAAAUGUGUAUAAAUGUUUCCAUGUUAUUGAUUUUAUACCUAGUCCUUUGGGUAGAUGUCGAGGUACCAGAUGCAAAUUGAGGAGAAGUGUAUGACAGCCUCCCCUUCUCCCCUUCCCCUCGUUGCCUGUGUGGGUAACAGCAAGUAGAAGAGUUGUGCAUCGUUUGCUUACUUGUUUCAUAGAGAUUUAUAUUUUUGGCAGGGGAAUGUUCUUAAUACAUAUGAAUGUUUUCAUUUGUUAUUUUAUUUUGUAUUUAGUCCUUUACAUGGCUAUGUAGGGACUAAUGAAAAUUGAGUUUCAUAGAUUAAGUUAGUUACUUCUUCCUUUCCCACAUAUUUGCUCCUUCAGCUGGAGCUAGUAUAGUUAGUUAUUGUUUUGUGGUUUUGUUUUAGUCCCUCGGAUAUAUGCCUUUAAAGAUGUAAAUAUAUACAUGCACGUAUAUGAUUUGCUUCUUUUCUUCCCCCAUUAUUUUCCUUUAAUACUUAGUCCCUUGCAGGGCUCUGAAUGUAUCUAACUAAAAAUGUCCCACCAGAUCCCUGCCAUCUGACCUAAAGGUGUAGCGUUGUGGUGGCGUAGCUAAUGGCAAUAGGCAUGCAGCAGAUAAGAUGCGAGAAGACACUUGGAUAUGGUUGAGUUGUGAAAGCUAAUCAGAUCCAGCAUUUCUUAGGUUGAUUCAAACUGAAUGAAAUGAUGAGAAGGGACAUGUACUUUGGAAAUUCCAAAAAGUCAAAAAGACAGUACUUCAAGUGUGUUUGUUUGUUUAAAUAUUUUUGCUGAUUCAUCUCUUAGUGGUAAGCCAGUUGACAUGCUGCCUAGAACUCACUUGAAGACCCUUGAGAGUAGCUUCUUUCUGAGGCCUGGAUUCUGACUCAGUUUGUUGCAGUUUCAUCAGUAGCAUAUUCUUGUGUACUCAGUAGAAAUUAUUUUGGUUUCUGGAAUGAAUCUUUUGAGUUAUUGCCAUCAUUCUAGUAAAUGACAACAUGGGCCCCGAAAACUAAUCCAAGAAGAAUUUGGGUGGCAAACCCUGUCUGUCUUCAGCACCUUACACAUGGUAGGGCGAGUUGGCCCUUUCCUACCCAGAGCUUUUCUGCGUGGCUGCAUCUGUCUCUCCUCACUUCUUCACUAGCUGAACCAUUCCUGUUCAUUCUUCCUUUUUGUCUUCAGUGCUUGCACUGUUAGAUGUUAUCUUAUGGUUUUGCAUGCAUUUCAUACAUCCAGACCUGUUAGCUUUCAGCAUUCUUGAGUCAUUAUUUCACAUUGACUCUUCAUCCACCACAUGGUAAAUGUUAUGACUUCACAUUUGUCUGUAUCAAAGAAAAUGCAUGUGUAAAAUCCAUCCAUCCCUCUCUCCCUCCCUCCAAGCUUCCGAGCACUAUUUGUUUGUCCUGCAAUUUAUAAUGAAUAUAAUGCUGAAGAUUUACCAUAUUGUUAUUUUUAGAAACACUGAGUGAUUGAUAGGACUCCUAGAAAGUUUGCAAAGAGAUGUUAUUUACCAUAUCAAACUCUCAGGUUCCAGUGAUGAAAAAUUUGCUUAUACUUUGCUGUUACUUAUACCUGCUGCUGUAGGAAAAAUAAAAGUUUGUUCAUGCCACAUUUAACUUCUUUGAUCAUAAAGAAAAGGGGGCACCUUUUUGGAGUUAGUCAUGGUCAUCUUUCUUUAGCGGUAUUUCUCAACAGUUCUUAAUCUGAAAUACUUCAAAGGAAGUAAAGGUCAGGGCUUAGCUGAAUGAAAUGCUCCAGAACUUGAACUGUAUAAAGCAUCAGUACAGUAAUACACUCAUGUGUAUAAAAUGAGAAUUACAGCAUAAUUGGAAUAUUUGCAUUAAUCAACAAACUCACAUCAAGACAAACAAUCUUACAGCUAUCUUGAUUAAAGCCAAAUGUUCCAUAUUGCUAUGAAGAAUAGUCUAUCAAUGCUUUGAAAAGUAAUUACUUCAAAACUUGUAAAAGGUAUCACAUUUUUGUAUUUAAACACUUCUUAUAGAGAUCUCCAAUUCCUUGAAUCUGAGCUUGUGGGUAGAAUUCUAAAUUUGUAUCAUAAUCUUGUCUUUUGUGAAAGAUUUUGAAAAUAGUAUGUAUAUAUAAUAUUAUAUAUGCAAAUUGUGUUUUGUCACUGGUGAAGGGAAAGGCUUAUUUUUCUUUAUACUUCUGAUAACUUGUUUUGCAUAUGACCAGCACUGACUGAAAGGCAUGUGUACCUGCAAACACUGUUGCUUUUUUUGUGAAAUGAAAAUAAAAGUAUUUAAAUAUAAA
Molecule: messenger RNA, 10972 nt
Organism: Balaenoptera acutorostrata (minke whale)
Lineage: Eukaryota; Metazoa; Chordata; Mammalia; Artiodactyla; Balaenopteridae
Gene: LNPEP
Product: leucyl and cystinyl aminopeptidase
Exons: 18
Coding region: 95-3172 (1025 amino acids)
Biological process (GO): peptide catabolic process; proteolysis
Cellular component (GO): cytoplasm
Molecular function (GO): peptide binding; zinc ion binding; metalloaminopeptidase activity
Source: RefSeq, a predicted model, not a curated record